Athene cunicularia (burrowing owl) is the source of this 1596-nucleotide messenger RNA. RefSeq names its product B and T lymphocyte associated (gene BTLA). Gene Ontology annotation, molecular function: signaling receptor activity. The transcript has 6 exons. Lineage: Eukaryota; Metazoa; Chordata; Aves; Strigiformes; Strigidae. Gene Ontology annotation, biological process: immune response-regulating cell surface receptor signaling pathway. The record is from RefSeq and is a predicted model, not a curated record. Gene Ontology annotation, cellular component: plasma membrane. Bases 56 to 1006 code for a protein of 316 amino acids.
CUGAACUGCACUUUUUAAACCCACAGGAACCUCUUCUCUCUACCAUGCCCAGACAAUGAAGGCUCCUUCAGUCAUGUUGAUACAAAGGAUCUUACUGUACAUCCUUCUGGUAAUGCUGGCGCAAAGCAACUACCAAGUUUACGGAUUUGAUGACACUGAUUGUCCAGUUGAAAUUCAGGUUAGGAGAGACUCCCACCACAGAAUUAAUGUCGGGAACUCUUUGAUUAUACGCUGUCCAGUUUAUUACUGCAAGAAAAAGCCAGUCAUGGAGUGGUGCAAGAUAGAGGUGGCUACAUGUGUGCAGCUGAAGGAGGGCAAAGCAGAAUGGAAGUCCAAUGUAUUUACUCUGGAGGUUGUCUCAGUUCACCAGAAUGAUAGCGGACUUUAUCGUUGUCGAGCAAUAGGGGACCAAUAUUACAGUGAGAGCCAUGGAAUUAAGGUUAUUGUUGAAGACAAGUCUGAAAACAUCAUCACGAUUUCACCAGAAAAUACUACUAGCAUCUCAGAAGAACCUGGAAACUACAAGAUAUUGCAUGUUAUUUAUGCUUCAGCAUCCGUGAGUGUCUGUUGUCCAAUCAUCAUUGUAUGCAUAUUUUGGUGUCUAAGGAAGUACCAUGCAAAGCAAAAGACAACUCCAUUAACUCAACAGAGACAAAAUAGUCUGGUCAGAAGUCCAGCAGCUGCUCCAUCACAUGCUGCUGGGACAACUCAAGCUUCAGAAGAAAGCUCCUCCCUUUAUUAUUGCUCCAUGACUAGCCCACUGCAGGACUUGCAUGGCAACGCAAUUUAUGACAAUGAUGUCCCUCUCUGCGAUGCUCAGAGGACAGCAGCUAAUGCUCCUCGGAAUGAUCUUGUUAUUACUUCCAUCCCCGUUUUACUUGAAAGCUCAGAUAUCCUCACAUACGCUGCACUAAAUCAUUCUGCUAUUGCAGAAAGAUGCCAGAGAAGGGAACUAACUGUAGAAAAUGAAUUUACAGAAUAUGCCUCCAUUAAUGUAAAUAAAUAAAUGUGUCAAGGACUUCUCCAAACAACCAUCUUGCAUGCAGUCACAGUUCUAGAUUCCCUCCAGGAUGUUGUUCCUUUCUCUUUUGGGAAAACUUCCCUUUUGUUAAGAAGAACCUAUGGAUGCUCCUGGAAUGCUAGAGUUCAAAACGCAGCCCAUGUCAAUGGUUUGGCAUUUGCACUGUGUGUUUGUCUCUUAAAAAGGGGAAUAAAAGCAGUCAUCUUUCUUAUUUUUCCUUUUUUUUCAGGAUUCUGCUUCUAGUCUAAAUUUGAUUUGGUUAUAAUUUGAAUAUAGACAAAGGGGAGAAGGGGAAGGUUUUCCUAGGAUAGAAACAUGUAAAAUGAGCCUGUGAGGAAGAUAAUAUUGAGUCACGUUAAUUUCUCCCUAGUAAAAGCUAAGACUGUUUCUGGGAGAAUUUGUCUCUGUGUUUCAAAGAACAUCCUUCCAAGGAUUCAGUUUUCAACUCCAGUUUACUCUAUCUCUUUGCAAAGAUCUUUGAGCACCAUGAAUGUCUAAAGCUAUUAUUAACCAAAAUAAAGUGAACACUUGUGUGUGUGUGUGUGUGUGUGUGUAUGUUUGGUUUUUUGUGGACC